Molecule: messenger RNA, 6558 nt
Organism: Gadus macrocephalus (Pacific cod)
Lineage: Eukaryota; Metazoa; Chordata; Actinopteri; Gadiformes; Gadidae
Gene: psd2
Product: pleckstrin and Sec7 domain containing 2
Biological process (GO): regulation of ARF protein signal transduction
Molecular function (GO): phospholipid binding; guanyl-nucleotide exchange factor activity; protein binding
Source: RefSeq, a predicted model, not a curated record
GUUGUCAGCAUUACAGGCUUUUAGAUAAUAAACACUUUGGCGUAAGUAAAUUACAGGCUGAACCAUAAAAGGUGUGUGAAGUCGGGGGUGUUGACCGAUUAUUUUUUGCCAUCAGUCCUAGACAUUAGACGUGUUUACCGGUUAGACAAUAGACAGCGUCAAUUAUUUUUUUCAUUUUAUAUUUUCAAAUUGAAACUAUUCCAACCGAGGUGGACCGACUAGCCUACAACAUUCUGCGUCGAUUGGUUAAAACAAUAUCAGAUCAACAGGCCCAAGAGCCAAAGUCCAAUUAACUCGGUCUGCUGACACUGGCGUGAUGGGGUUGGUGUUUACGACCCCUCACUUGUGUUUCCUACACUCCCGUUCAAAGACGAGUAGGGGGAGGCAGCCCCAGCAUCCACACGCUGUUCGCUCUGCCUCUACUGGUUCGUGUUGGUGGUGGGACCUCCUGAGCGCCCGUCGACCCACCAGCAUCUGAUGGUGAUCCGCGCUUCACGCACACAGCAGCAGCAGCGGUCGCGGAGGGGGGGGCGGUGCAGAAAGGACGCGCGGCGUGGAGAGGAGGACGGCGCUGCUCCAUGAGUGCGAUGCUCCCUCCAUCAGUGUGAUGCUCCCUUGUGUUGGAGUGUUCGCCGAGAGAGGACCGCAUAGUACGUUGAGAACCUCGCCGUACGCUUCGACUGUAGCCCACGCUGCUGAUCAUCGGGAGGAAGUCUAAAUAGCCAACCCUCCCCCCUCCCGGUCCAGAAGAGCCGUUCUGAAUCUUCAUCCCCCCCCACGUCCCCCCCCCCCACACACACCACACACAGCAGCACACAGCGAACCAUGACCGAGGAGGGGCACAACCUGCCCCCGUCCUCCCCUCCUCCCCCCCCGACCCAGAGGAGCCCGGCGCCCCCGCCCCCGCCGGACCAGGACCCGGGCGGGACUGAGGGGGAGCGAGGGACGGGGGACAGGGGGAGGACAGCCCACAGGGGAGACGGUCCCGCAGGGAGGAGAGGAGGGAGUAAGAGAAGAGGAGGAGGAGGAGGAGGGGACGAGAGACGGCCCGGGACGGGAGGCCGAGGGACCCGGGCUUGAGAGCGAGGGGACAAGCGAUGGCCCGGAACGCAAGGGCCCAGAACAGGAGGGCACGGGACAGGAGGCCUCUGUGGAGGGCCGGGACUCGAGGGCCCUGUGGAGGGCCCUGCAGAGGGCCAGGGGUGCGAGGCCACUGCAGAGGGCCAGGGGUGCGAGGCCCCUGUGGAGGUCCAGGGGUGCGAGGCCACUGCAGAGGGCCAGGGGUGCGAGGCCCCUGUGGAGGUCCAGGGAUGCGAGGCCCCUGUGGCGGUCCAGGGGUGCGAGGGCCCUGCAGAGGGGGAGACGACGGGAGGAGCGGAGCAGACGGAGGUGGUCAAGGACGGAAAGGAGGGAAACGGGACCGGAGCUCAGGAGAGCCGGCCUCAGCCUCCACAGGCAGAGCGGCUAGAGAAUGGGAUAGAGGAGCAGGAAGAGGACGAGGACGAGGAGGAGCAGGAAGGAGCAGGCCAGCCGCUGCCCACGCUGGCCCACCUGGACGCCUUCAGCUCCAACUUCGAGUCCUCGGUAGAACAGGCCGUCACAGAGGUGGUGGGGGGGGAGGAGGAGGAGGAGGAGGAGGAGGAGGAGGAGGAGGAGGUCGGCGAGGCCCAGCCUUUAGGGCCCGCAAGUCAGACCCAGGACAGCUUCAGCUCCACCUUCUAGAGGAGAUCGUUGAGCAGGUGGACGGGCGGGAGGAAGAGGAGGAGGAGGAGGAGGAAGAGGAGGGGAGGGAGGGACCCGGGCGAGGGGGACGGGCGGGGGGCAGCAGGGACGGCUUCAGCUCCACCUUCGAGCGCAUCGUGGAGUCGGCGCUGCUGCGGGGCGGGACCUGCUACAGCAGCCUGGACUCGCUGGACGUGCUGUCGCUCAACGACGAGACGGACAGCUGCGUGAGCUUCGAGGCGCCGCUGACCCCGCUCAUCCAGCAGAGGGCCUUCGCCCAGGGGCCCGAGCCGCUGGAGCCCGAGCUGGCCACCGUGGAGGAGCACGAGGGGGCCGAGGGCGGGGAGGUCUGGGGCAGGACGGACCCCCCCGGGCACGGCGCCGGGGCGGGGAGCCCCCUGCGGACCACCAUCCCGGGGAGCCGGUCGGAGUGUGUGCUCAGCCAGCCCGGGCGCUGGGACACGGCCAACGGAUACCACACGGACCCCCGCGGGGCCCCGGAGGAACGCUCUGGAGCCCUUGGGACCGCCGGCAGUGAUACGGACCUCACGGAUGGGCUGUCGGAGACGGACGACUGCGAGCCGGAGCGUCUGGAGCGCGUCGGCAGCACAGACACGCUGGCCAACGGUUGCCGUGCCGACUGUGAGGCCGCCCGGCGCCUGGCCAAACGCCUCUUCCACCUGGAGGGCUUCAAGCGCUGCGACGUCGCCCGACACCUCGGCAAGAAUAACGACUUCAGCCAGCUGGUGGCGUCCGAGUACCUGAGCUUCUUUGACCUGUCGGGCCUGUCUCUGGACAGGGCCCUGAGGAUGUUCCUGAAGGCCUUCCCUCUGAUGGGGGAGACCCAGGAGAGAGAGAGGGUGCUGGUUCACUUCUCCAAGCGCUUCUGUCACUGCAACCCCCAGAUGGCGUCGUCCGAAGGCCAGGGUGACGAAGAGGAGGACAGCGAGCGCGACGAAGACGGAGCUCACACAUUAACCUGCGCCCUGAUGCUGCUGAACACCGACCUGCACGGACAUAACAUCGGCAAGAAGAUGUCCUGUACGCAGUUUAUCGGCAAUCUGGACGGCCUGAACAACGGAAAAGACUUCCCCAAAGAAUUAUUAAAGGUGCUGUACAACUCAAUCAAGAACGAGAAACUGGAGUGGGCGAUGGAGGAGGAGGAGCUGAGGAAGAGUCUGUCGGAGCUGGUGGAGGAGCAGUGCGAGGGCGGCACUAAGCGCGUUGCCAGGGUAACGGACGGCCAUAACCCCUUCAUUGCCAUCCCCAUCCUGCUCAACGCCGUGACGUACAAACACGGCGUGCUGAGCCGCAAGAGCCACGCCGACAUGGACGGCAAGCGCACCCCGAGGGGUCGUCGCGGAUGGAAGAAGUUCUACGCGGUUCUGAAGGGGAUGAUCCUCUAUCUCCAGAAGGAUGAAUAUAAGCCGGACGCCGAUCUGUCGGAGGCGGACCUGAAGAACGCGGUCCGGAUCCACCACGCCCUGGCCACGCGCGCCACCGACUACAGCAAGAGGCCCAACGUGCUGAAGCUCAAGACGUCCGACUGGAGAGUGUUCCUGCUGCAGGCCCCGAGCGAGGAGGAGAUGAUGUCGUGGAUCUUCCGGAUCAACCUUGUGGCGGCGCUCUUCUCUGCGCCGGCCUUCCCCGCCGCCAUCGGCUCCAUGAAGAAGUUCUGCCGGCCGCUGCUGCCCUCGUCGGGGACCAGGCUCAAGCAGGAGGAGCAGCUGCUGAGUCACGAGAGCAAGUUGCAGCAGAUGAGCCAGGAGCUGGAGGAGCACCGGAAGAGCCCGCCCUCCCCCGACCCCAAGAGCCGCGCCUGGGAGGAGUACCGCAUCAAGGAGCACUACCUCACCUACGAGAAGGGGCGCUACGAGAGCUACAUGGGGCUGCUGCAGGCCAAGCUGCGGGCGGAGACGGACGACCUGGAGAAGAUCGAGGCCAGCGUGAUGCUGGCCACGGGGGCCGAGGUGCCCCGCGCCGGGGGGGCCCUGCUCCGCAAGACCCAGUCCUCGCCCUCCAUCAGCCAGCACGCCCAGGGGCCCCCCAACGGCCGCGCGUCCGGUCGCACCGGCCCCGGGCAGCGGAGCUGAACCGCCCCCCCGUCCCACCUUCCUCCUCCGCCUCCCCCAUCAUCAUUAUCAUCAGGGCCAACCCCCCCACUCUGUUAAAUGAGCGCUGAGCAGUGACAUCAUGGAUGAACAACCUUUCGUCGUGGAGUCUCCGUCUCCACGGUGAUGCUCCCUGAGCAAAAUAUGAAGAACGCUCCCCCCCCCCCAUCGUCUGAAGAGAAGCCCCCCCCCCUCCCCUUAUGGACGCAUGUCCCACGUGAUCACUGCGGAUCUAUAACUCUGUCUGAAACCACGUCGUCAGUAUUAUUUGUGCAGCAGCCUCUGCCCCCUUCUUUGUAGAAGCAGAUUUAAGUUACGAUAUUUUUUUAUGUUUGGAUUUUGGACAGACCACAAGCGAAUAACUGUAGCAUUUUGUCUCGUCCCCGCUCACCUGCUUGUGUGUGGCCACGUGCGUGCGUGUGUGUGUGAACACGUGUGAAUGUGUGUGUGUGUGUGUGUGCAUGUGGGUGUGUGUAUGUGUGUGACUGCGUGAUGUCAACAAUCUUAUGAAAGAACUACAACAAUGGCUGCUCUCUGGAAGAACUUCGGGACAUUGAAGUACGACCCCCCCCUUCUGGGCGGAGCCUAUUUAUUUAUUUAUUUCAUAUCGUGGAGACUUUGUCGACCCGCGAUCGGAUUGGCUCACGCGUCCCGGCUCUUCUAUUUGAUUGACCCUUACGCACAUGAACCACCCAGAACAAUCUUUGGCCACAGCCACACAUUCCUGCCUUGCUUGAAAUCACCUGCACUCUAUAUACCACUGUUUAGAACGUGUCGUUGAAGCUUGUGAAAUGUUCCUGGUUCUCACAAUGUAAUGACCCAGACCUGCAGAGUGGCUUUGUCAUAACGUCUGGGGUUGUGUUUCUGCAGCCUUGAUGUACAGCAGCAAUAUGCAUUCUACUCUUCUCACUCCUGACUCCAGAAUCAUGUGAAUCUGACAGGGACUCAGAGCGGUCUGUGGGUUCUAAUUUGGAUAAAGAGAUCCCUCUGCCGUGGACUUGUUUUAUUUUGUGUAGGUCACGGUGGUCAGCGUCGUGGAGGAAGGAAGCAGCUGAGCCCCGGGUGGGCCAGAGACCCCCUGAGACUUCCUGGAGGUCUCUGCUCAGCUUCAUCGAACAGGAAACUCACGUGUGGAAGGCCUACGAUUGAACCCGGACAAAAGUGUGUGCUUCUGGAUGGUGUUUAUGUGCGAUGUUUUGUGUGGGUGUUCUGUUUACGCCCCCGUGGGUUUUGUGUGUGCAAACAUCUUUGCGUGUGUGUGUGUGUGAUUGAGAGAGAAUGCACACACUGCAUGUAUGCAUGCCAUUAAGUGCUUGCAGUUGAGACAGGGUUUCUACAGACGGAACAGGGUGGUAACAUCAGGGAACCAGGGUUUCAUUCUUUUGUAAGAUGACAUGUUUGAACCUCUAUUCAGCAUGUGUACGUGUGAAGUAGGACUUCUUACAGAAACGUAAAAUGGUUUACCGCCAGCUACAUAACACAAAUCAACUCGCUGAUCAAACGAUGAAAGACCUCACCGCCGUCAGUCCCCACAGACCCGGUGUGUUUCUCCUUCUGUGCGGAGACGUUUGGAGACCGCUGUCGGACACGUCUAUUCAUUAGAGUGUCUUGUCCGAGGACAUUGGGGUGCAGACCGCGUUUCGCUGGCGGUAUUUUGCGACGUUACGACGGCGUCAGAGUGUAGAGGUCAAGGCGUGGAGCGGGUGUUUUUUUACGGUCGUCUGGUUGGUUGGUUUAGCAGCGGGCCUGCUGAUCAGACUGGCGAGGGUGACCUAUCUCUGGGGAUCCACCGACGGCGUUACCACAGACACCAGCUCUUCAUCAUGGCGAGGAGGAGGAGGGCGGACCUUUGCUUCUGACGAGGAAGGAGCUCUUUUAUAGACAAAGGGGGGACCUGGGACACAUUGAGUCUCUUCUUGUUUUUUUGUUUCUUUGUACCAAGCUGGUUUUCAAAGUGUUUUCGGUUUGGAAGCUGACCUCUUCUGAUCGAGAGGCGAUGGGGUGGGCUGGGGUCUGAAGGUACUGCAAUUGAUAAGCACCUUAACUGAUCACCGUCGCUUUUACAUACGCACACACACACACACACACACACACAGGUAUGAUUCUCUUAUGAAUAUAGCUUUGACACAACUGUAGAUCGGCUCAGCUUAUGCCCCCUCUACCCCAACCCUAGCCCCCCCCCCUCCCCACCUGCCACUGGCCCCCAUGGACAGGAGAGGGAGUUGGACACCUGGGCCUGGUGGAAGCUAUGGCACUUACCCUCCGACUCUAGGCUUCUCUGAGGCGGGGGGAUUGGACGGUGAAUAAACAUUACAUCUGGAUUCUGAUGAGUCGCUGGACCACAUGGUUUGUAUAUUCCAGUCGAAGAGUCGCCAGAUCUCCCGAACGGACCUUCUCCCCUUUUCUAAAGCGGACUCGUAAGAAUAUAUAUAUAUAUGUACAUAUAUAUAUAUACACCCCUUGUAGUCACUUUGGCUGUCGUGCUAGGGUAGGCCUGUGCUGUAACAUAGAUUGUGAGCGAAAAAAUAAUAUUGAAACUGUUGAUUUGUUUAUUUAAGGAAAUGACAACUAAGGCGCUUCGAUGUCACCGUUGAACAUACUUUUUGUUCUUUAUUUGGUUGUCCAUUUGUUUGUAUAUCCGAUGUGUUUCCGGCCUGGAUACCGAACUAAUGUAAAGGACAUAUUUACUGGGUAGUCCGUGCUUCAUAAAGUAAGCUUUUAUACA